Mizuhopecten yessoensis (Yesso scallop) is the source of this 1240-nucleotide messenger RNA. RefSeq lists its product as uncharacterized. Bases 171 to 980 code for a protein of 269 amino acids. The record is from RefSeq and is a predicted model, not a curated record. The transcript has 2 exons. NCBI's taxonomy places the organism in Eukaryota, Metazoa, Mollusca, Bivalvia, Pectinida, Pectinidae.
UUUGUUUGCACACAAUGUAAUGUCACGCCAAGUCGAUAAGCAGACCUACCUAUUCGAUAUACUCGUCCAUAUCAGACAUUCGGAGACCGACAACCAUCUAGACACACUCCUCUCUCAGGAACCAAUAUCCAGACACACGUUUUUCUCACGAACCGAUAUCACCCCUUAAUAUGGAUGUAAUUAUCCCCUCCCGGCGAUCUUCUACAGACUCCAUUUCAGAUGGUAAAAGUCUGCCAUUCCGUUCGAAGGGAAAGCAAAUUUCAAAGGACAAAAUUUGGGAAGAAAUGGACCGGAAGUAUAACCUUACGAAACGGAAGCACACAGCUGUUAACAAACUCAAGCAAAUCAACAAGGUUGCUAGAACCAACCUGGAAUGUCAGCUCAAUACUAUGAAAACAAGCUUCGCUAAAAGGGAAAGGCAGAUGGUCAAGGAAAAACGCGCCAUAGAGGAAGAACUGACAUUGAUCAAAGUCGACCGGAAGUUACCACCAAUUCGAAAUCAAGAUCCGGAAAGUGAUUUGCCAAUGAGUCCAGUGGCUCGUUCAGAAUCGGACGAGUUUGUUAUCCCUGUAUUAAAAUGCGAUGAGUGUAGAUUUGGAAUAUCCAAGAGAAGGUGUAAGAAUUUUCCAUGUUUUUUGCCAAAAACGUACACAAGUAUUGGCUAUCAGAUGACGUCACGGUCCUACUCGUCACUCCCGAACUAUAAAGAAAUGUUGGGAUACAGCCAGGGACUACGUCCGCCUACGCGAGCUAAACAGACCCGUAUAACGCCUGAACAAGAACAUGAAGUUGUAAACAAACACAAAACACCGCGUGUUUCCGUGGAGGAUCGGGAACGUGGUCUCCGACAGCUUGUAAAGGAGAUGCGAGAGAAAAAUGUGAAAAACAAGCCACGAGAAUGGGCCGUAAAUUAUGGCAAGCCGCUCCCUCGUCGGACUAUCCUCAAACCUAUUCUACUUUCCUCCAAUGUGGUUUUUUAGACUACAAUAAACAGUUUUCCCUGUCUGUGAUACAACAGCGCUAAGAGGAUAAUGACUAUUAGUAGAUCACCUGGGUAUGCUAACAGGAAGAUCUUAGGAAACAGGAAGUGCGUCAGAUGUAUAACUAUCGCUUACUACCUUUCUGUUGUAAUAAACAAUGUGACGCUAGACGUUGAGGAAAACCAACCUCAAUAUUAUUUUUCUCUAUUAAUGUAUGUCGAGCAGUUGUCACAGUAAAUUAUAAAGGUAUGUUUAUCGCU